Molecule: messenger RNA, 2707 nt
Organism: Heterobilharzia americana
Lineage: Eukaryota; Metazoa; Platyhelminthes; Trematoda; Strigeidida; Schistosomatidae
Source: the annotation of a GenBank genome assembly
GCAAAACCAAGAAGCGGGCAAGAAGAAAUCAACUGGUUUACACAAGCUCGUUAAAAAGAUAUUGGAUAUUAGAAUAACCUUUCAGGCGCUAUCCUCAAAAAGCCAACACUGAGUGAUGGGUUUAUGUGUGAGCUAUGGAAGACUUUAGAAAUUUAAAAAUAAGAUGGAUCAGGACCUAUCAUAUUCAACCACUGUCGAACUUUCAAUAGCCUGCAGGAAUUUAUGUGACACUGAUGUCCUAUCAAAAUCUGAUCCACUUGUCGUUGUAUUUGAAAAGUCAUUCCCGGAUGAUCAAUGGGUUGAGUUGGACAGGACAGAAAUUAUCCAGAAUAACUUAAAUCCUGACUUCGCAAAGAAAAUCGUCAUGGAAUAUCACUUUGAGGAACAACAGAGGUUAAAUUUCGCUGUAUAUGACGUGGACUGCAAGUCUGACAAACUGGAUAAACACGAUUUUUUGGGGAAUUGUGAGACCACUCUGGGUGAAAUUGCGUCUUCUGGAAAAAUCACCAAACCGUUAAAGAAUGGCCCGUCAACCGAUUGUGGAUCAAUCAUAAUUUCUGCUGAGGAGGUUUCCUCUUGUAAAGAUGAGCUUACACUUGAUAUCUCUGGGAGAAUGCUGGAUAAGAAGGAUAUAUUUGGGUCUUCGGAUCCUUUCCUGGCAUUUUAUCGCGUAAAUGAAGACAAGAGUCGCACCGUGGUUUAUCGAACCAAAGAGAUAAGAAAUACUUUGAAUCCCAACUGGAAACAAAUGGUUAUACCGUUGAGGCUUUUAUGCAAUGGAGAUCACGACAGACCAUUAGUUAUUGCCUGCAUUGACUGGAACAGAAGUGGAAGAGAGAGUUUGAUUGGCGAAAUCACCACAUCUGUCAAUGAAUUAUUACAUAUGUACAGUAAUGGUGUAUAUUCAUUUGAUCUUAUUAAUCCUCGUAAGGCUAAGCGGCAUAAACAUUAUCAGAAUUCUGGAACUCUUCAUUUAAAUUUAGUGAGAGUUGAGAAAAUAUACAGCUUUCUGGAAUAUGUUCAAGGAGGCACUGAACUGAGUUGCUGCAUUGCUAUCGACUUCACAGCAAGUAAUGGCAGUCCACAAGUUCCCGGCACAUUACAUUACAGUACAAUUUCUCAACCAUCACAAUAUGCAUUGGCUUUGCAAGCUGUAGGUGAAAUAAUCAGUGAUUAUGAUAGUGAUAACUUAUUUCCUUCAUUUGGAUUCGGUGCUUGUAUUCCACCCGAUAAUACGGUAUCACAUUGCUUCCCUCUGAAUGGACAUAUGGAUAAUCCAUAUUGUGAAGGCAUACAAGGUGCAAUGGCUGCCUACGCUCAUUCACUAAGAACAGUCAAAUUUCAUGGACCAACCAAUUUUGCGCCAAUUAUUAAUACAGUAGCUAGUAUUGCUCGUCAGUCUGUUGAUGGUUCCAGUACUCAAUUCUACUAAUUCUUACUGAUGGUAUUAUAUCAGAUUUACCACAAACAAAAGCUGCUAUCGUAAAUGCAUCUAGUCUUCCUCUGAGUAUUAUCAUUGUUGGUGUUGGUCCAGCGAAUUUCGAUGAAAUGGAAGAACUUGAUGGUGAUGAAGUACGAUUAAGUUCUCGUGGAAAAACUGCAAUUCGUGAUAUUGUACAAUUUGUACCUUUUCGAAAUUUUCACAAUUUGAAUAAUGUUCAAGAGAGUAAACGACGUUUAACUAAAGCUGUCCUAUCAGAAAUACCUGAUCAACUAGUAUCAUAUAUGAGAAUGCAAGGGAUAAAACCGUUGAAUACACAAACUAAUGAUUAUGACAUAGAGAAACAUGAUACAAAUGUAAAGAAUACAAGCUGUAAAAUGUAUCAUUCAGAGACAAUUGGUAAUAAUCCACCGUAUCCAACUGAUUUGCCUAAUGUAUAUCCUAAUUACUAAUUUCAUUCAUUAUUCAUCACUAUGAAUAUUCAUUGAUAACUUGCACAAAUGUAUGAUAUGUACUGACAUCUGUAUAGUUCCACUUACCUUUCAAAUGAACUUAUUAUAUUCAAGUUGAUAUUUUGAAACAUAUAAAUAUAGUAAAAUUAUUGUUGAACCUCCAACUAAUGACAUGAUAUCUCUUUUUUUCUCAAGUUAAUUUUCGCCGUUUAAUCAAUAAACACUUUGAGUAGUUAUAUAACUGGUAACUUAAAAUUCAAUGCAUAUAAAUAUUCCCUAGUCUUUUAUCUCCAUGUGUGUGUGUGUGUGUGUGGAAAGUUAACUGUCGUCCAUUCAAUUAUCUUAUAUAUUUGUUUAUUUCAUUUGGGAUAGUUGAUUUUUGGCCAAUUCCUAUCAAUAAUAUGUGUCCAGUAAACUCAGUAUCUGAUAUUUUUUUCUCUUUGUUUUACUCUCAUAAUAUGUUUUGCUCAUGAUAUCACUUUUUCUCAUUUACCAAAACUGAAAACAACAAUAACGACACUUUUGUUUUGAUCUUACACUCAUUUACUUCUCUUCUUUCUGUCUUACUUUCUUUUUGGUUCUCUCUCCAUGCUUCCUUCCUAUUACUAGUAAUAAUAAUAAUAACAGUGAUAUGAGUUGAGUUUUGCAUAUUGGAUGUUUUAUAGUUGUGUACUUUCGAAUGGCUAUUGUUUUUAUCAUUAUUAUCUUGAUACUUAUUAAUGAUAAUGAGAUAACCGAUAUCAUAGUCACUGCCUUCGUUAGCGUUCUCUACUGAAGUAAAAAAAAGAUGAAAUAAAUCGGUGGUAUUUCAUCA